CCCUCCCUCUCUCCCCCAUAAACAUAAACCCCUUUGUGGUUUGAGUCGCGAGAGAGGAAGCACGAGUUGAGAGAGUUCAGAUGGGAACAUCAGUGCAGGUAACGCCUCUGUGUGGAGUGUACAAUGAGAAUCCUCUCUCUUAUUUGGUCUCCAUUGAUACCUUCAACUUCCUUGUUGACUGUGGCUGGAACGACCACUUCGACCCUUCCCUCCUUCAACCCCUCUCUAGGGUAGCAUCAACCAUAGAUGCAGUCUUGCUUUCACAUCCGGAUACACUUCACCUUGGUGCACUCCCUUAUGCCAUGAAGCAGCUUGGACUAUCGGCCCCUGUUUAUUCAACUGAACCUGUCUACAGAUUGGGCCUUCUCACUAUGUAUGACCAAUACCUCUCAAGAAAGCAAGUAUCAGAAUUUGAUCUGUUCACGCUGGACGAUAUUGAUUCUGCUUUCCAGAGUGUAACGAGGCUAACGUACUCUCAGAAUCAUCAUCUCUCAGGCAAGGGAGAAGGAAUUGUGAUUGCACCUCAUGUUGCUGGCCAUCUUUUGGGAGGCACUGUUUGGAAAAUUACAAAGGAUGGUGAGGAUGUCAUAUAUGCUGUUGAUUUUAAUCAUCGGAAGGAAAGGCAUUUGAAUGGAACUGUUCUAGGUUCUAUGGUGCGGCCAGCUGUUCUAAUAACUGAUGCUUACAAUGCUUUGAACAAUCAGCCUUACAGACGUCAAAUGGACAAAGAAUUUGGAGAUAGCUUAAAGAAGACUCUAAGGUCAGGUGGCAAUGUAUUACUACCUGUUGACACUGCUGGACGAGUGUUGGAACUUAUUCUGAUGUUGGAAUCGUAUUGGUCUGAUGAAAACUUGAACUACCCGAUAUACUUUCUUACAUAUGUUGCAUCCAGCACAAUUGAUUAUGUGAAGAGUUUCCUUGAGUGGAUGAGUGAUUCCAUAGCGAAGUCUUUUGAAAAAACUCGUGAAAAUAUAUUUCUUUUGAAGAAUGUCACCCUUCUGAUUAACAAGACUGAACUAGACAAUGCUCCAGAGGGUCCAAAGGUUGUUCUAGCAUCCAUGGCAAGUUUGGAAGCAGGUUUUUCUCAUGAUAUAUUUGUUGAGUGGGCCAAUGAUGUAAAAAAUCUUGUGCUUUUUACCGAAAGGGGCCAGUUUGCCACACUAGCUCGUAUGCUUCAAGCUGAUCCACCACCAAAAGCUGUCAAAGUCGUUGUGUCCAAGCGGGUUCCUUUGGUUGGGGAUGAACUAAUUGCCUAUGAAGAGGAGCAAAAUCGAAUUAAAAAAGAAGCUUUAAAAGCCAGUCUUAUGAAAGAGGAAGAGUUGAAAACAUCUCAUGGGGCUGAUAAUAAUACUAGUGAUCCAAUGGUCAUUGAUUCCGGCAAUAAUCAUGUAUCAGCUGAAGUGGCUGGUACACGAGGUGGAGGAUACCGGGACAUAUUUAUUGAUGGAUUUGUUCCCCCUUCGACAAGUGUUGCUCCAAUGUUUCCCUGUUAUGAGAAUACAUCAGAGUGGGAUGAUUUUGGUGAAGUCAUAAAUCCAGAUGAUUAUGUAAUUAAGGAUGAAGACAUGGACCAGACAGCAAUGCAUGUAGGAGGUGAUAUAAAUGGAAAACUAGAUGAAAGUGCUGCGAGUUUGAUACUUGAUACAAAGCCAUCAAAAGUCGUAUCUGAUGAGAGGACUGUGCAAGUCAGGUGUUCGUUGGUGUACAUGGAUUUUGAAGGACGUUCAGAUGGAAGAUCCAUUAAAAAUAUUCUAUCUCAUGUGGCUCCCUUGAAGCUGGUUUUGGUGCAUGGGUCAGCUGAGGCUACAGAGCAUCUGAAGCAGCACUGCCUAAAGCAUGUUUGUCCUCACGUUUAUGCUCCCCAAAUUGAAGAGACAAUUGAUGUUACCUCUGAUUUAUGUGCUUAUAAGGUGCAACUAUCUGAGAAGCUAAUGAGUAAUGUACUCUUCAAAAAGCUGGGAGAUUAUGAAAUAGCUUGGGUUGAUGCUGUAGUAGGGAAGACAGAAAAUGACACUCUUUCGCUGCUCCUCUCCCUGCUCCCUGUCACCGGAGCAGCUCCUCCCCAUAAAUCUGUUCUUGUUGGUGAUGUGAAAUUGGCAGAUAUCAAACAGUUUCUCUCUAGCAAGGGUGUCCAGGUGGAAUUUGCUGGAGGGGCUUUGCGUUGUGGUGAAUAUGUAACUCUUAGGAAAGUUGGGGAUGCAACACAGAAGGGUGGUGCUUCUGGUGUUCAGCAAAUCGUUAUUGAAGGUCCUCUUUGUGAAGAUUACUAUAAAAUCCGCGACUAUCUCUAUUUACAGUUUUAUUUGCUUUAGAUUUGGUUGUAGUAGUGCAAUGGCUAAUCAUGAUCUUCUUUCCUUCCCUGCCCUAUUUUGUGUGAACAUCACACUCUGGAGUUGUCUUUCAAAUAAGGUAGUAAAUAGUUGAGUAGCAGUGCUGGGACAGUUGUGAACCGGGUUAAUUUUGGUAGCCAUUUGAACAAAAAGAUUCACUGGGACACUGGCAUCUGAUGUUUUCGAUGAAGAAAUCAUCGUUGCAUCAUUUUUUGUAUAGCUAUUUUACCUUGGAUAUGCAUCAACCAUCAUGGAUUCUGGGGAAUGUAAACUUCUCUGCAGACAGAUACUUUUCAAGUGUGCUUGCUCUCUGUACAAUCAUAGAAAAGGAAAUGUAAUUUGUUCCUCUUGUGCAGGCUUCAGAUUUUGAAAGGGUAGUCAUGUGUCAGUUGGCAUCUAUCUCCACUUGUAGUUUUUUUCACACUGAAGUGAAAUUACUGACAUAAAAUGAAUGUAGAGAUUAUCCCUUUUAAUUUGGCUAUUAUCAUUCAACAGAACAAUCUAGAUUAAUGUCUCUACUUUUGUUCUGAAUUUUGAUUUGUUCAUCCCCAUGUGCCGUGUGACCCAAAACAUACAAUAUCUUGAUCAAUGUCUAAUAGCACUUACUGAA
Messenger RNA from Cajanus cajan (pigeon pea), 2940 nucleotides. RefSeq names its product cleavage and polyadenylation specificity factor 100 (gene CPSF100). Gene Ontology annotation, molecular function: RNA binding. Gene Ontology annotation, cellular component: mRNA cleavage and polyadenylation specificity factor complex. Gene Ontology annotation, biological process: mRNA 3'-end processing by stem-loop binding and cleavage. The record is from RefSeq and is a predicted model, not a curated record. Lineage: Eukaryota; Viridiplantae; Streptophyta; Magnoliopsida; Fabales; Fabaceae.